Messenger RNA from Ornithodoros turicata, 3261 nucleotides. Its product is annotated as lysosomal alpha-mannosidase-like. Gene Ontology annotation, biological process: mannose metabolic process. Gene Ontology annotation, cellular component: lysosome. Lineage: Eukaryota; Metazoa; Arthropoda; Arachnida; Ixodida; Argasidae. The transcript is spliced from 24 exons. Gene Ontology annotation, molecular function: carbohydrate binding; alpha-mannosidase activity. The record is from RefSeq and is a predicted model, not a curated record. The coding region runs from base 116 to 3169 and encodes 1017 amino acids.
ACUAAUAUUAACCGAAUCAGUGAAUGUGAAGUUAUUCGUGGGGCUCCAUCAUGCGCACAUGUUUAACCGCAACUGCUAUCAGUGACGCAAUGUAUUCGUAACGUAACCUGGGAAGAUGGUCUCGCGACGAACUCAUCAUUCAGAACAAUGCAUUCGCGGCCAUACGGCCGGCUACAGUUGCAAACGCUGGAUACCGUCGAUCAGGGAGCAGAAUAUGUACGCCAAAGUGGGAUUGGCUUUAUAUUUCAGGUUGUGCCUUUUGUUCGUUCCUGCCAUGGGUGGAUCAAAAUUAUGCGGGUACGAGUCUUGCACGCCCAAUACUGCUGGGUAUAUCAACGUCCACAUCAUCAGCCACAGCCACAAUGAUGUCGGCUGGACAGAAACAGCGGAGUCACUCUACAAUGAAUAUGUGCUGGACAUCUACAACAGUCUCACAAACUCGCUGACCAAAAAUCCCGAGAGGAAGUACUCGGCAGCGGAAAUGGCGUAUUUUAUGCGUUGGUGGGAGGAACAGCUGCCACCCAAGAAGAUCACUGUGCGCAAUCUCAUACAGCAAGGCCAGUUGCAGUUCGUGGGUGGGGGAUGGGUCCAGAACGACGAAGCGACGACGCAUUACACUUCAAUGCUGGAUCAAAUGACUUUGGGCUUGACUUGGCUCAACGACACCUUCGGUGAAUGUGGACGCCCCCUGGUUGCUUGGCAAAUCGACACGUACGGACAUUCCAGGGAGCAGGCUGCAUUUUUCGCACAGAUGGGCUUUAAUGGCGUGUUUCUGGGUAGAGUGGAUCACGAAGACAAAGCACAACGACAGAAGAAGCGGUCUCUCGAAUUUCUUUGGAAGGCAGACAGGAACCUAGGUGUGGAUGCUGAUAUAUUCUCCAUUAUUCUCCCCAACGUAUACAUGCCUCCGAAAGGGUUUUGCUUCGACAAGUACAGCUGCACGACUGAUGUGGAUGUACUGCCAUACAACUCGCGAAGUAAAGCCCGCCAGUUCAUAGCUGCAGUGCAAGAAUAUGCAAAGUUCUACAACACGAACAAUGUGCCUGUUACAAUGGGAGGUGACUUGGCCUACACUACGGCCGAAUCCUGGUUUUCAAAUCUGGACCGGCUGAUCGACGCCGCUAAUAAAGAGGCCACCAAAUCAGGCAUCAAACUUAUGUGCUACUAUUCCUCCCCUGCCUGCUACCUGAACGCCGUGCACAACGCCAGCAAAUCAUGGCCCGUUUACACGGAAGACAUGUUCCCGUACGCAGACAGGGCUGACCAUUAUUGGACUGGCUACUACAGCAGCAGACCUGCCCUCAAACGUUACAUCAGAUACAGCACCGCAUUCCUAUUGGCCUGCAAGCAGCUUGCCACAAUAGGUGGUGUCCGGUCACCGUUCAAGAAGUUCAGGAGAGCUGUGGCGACAGCGCAGCAUCAUGAUGCCAUAACGGGUACAAGCGCCGAGAAGGUGGCACAAGAUUACGCUAAACUUCUGGGAAACGACAUCAUUCAGUGUGAGAAGGUGAUCAGCGAUGGCCUCGAAAACCUGAUGUGGGUGAACCCCGAUAGCACCAGUGUGGCGCUGCAGUUCUGCCACAGGCUGAACGAAACCAUCUGCUUUCUUACGGAGAACGAAGACCGCUUCAUUGUGAUAGCGUACAAUUCACUCGGUCGAAGAAUCAAGCACAAUUUUCGACUGCCUGUACCGUACGAUGAAACGUACACGGUGACGGGAAGUGCUAACGGGUCCUACGCGACGCAGAUUAUUUCACUGGUUAACACAGUGCUGGAGCUGCCAACGAAAACCACCAUGACGAACGACCUCGUAUUCCAAGCUGAACUACCUGCCAUGGGCGCCAGUGCUUUCUACAUCCAAAGGCAAACACAAAGUACAGAAUUCAGAGACAACUACAACUUAUUCAAGCUGGAACUCGAGGAAUCGUUUAUAGAGAAUGAGAAAUACCGGCUUGUUGUUGACCUCAGCUCCGGGCUACUCAGAGAAGUUGUCCUUCUGGAAAAGAGCGAAGUGCUCCCUUUGCGCCAGUCAUUCUUCUGCUACGAAACUCCUCCAACAUCGUCCAAAGUGACCCGCGGCACAUCUUCGGGAGCCUUCGUAUUCGGUCCGCCCAACAACACCGCUUACGACUUGGGCACGCACGUUGCCUAUAGAAUAAUCAAGGGCGCUAUCGUGCAGGAGAUCCAACAGGUGUUCACUUCCUGGAUUACACAAGUGAUUCGCCUAUACAAGGGGCAGGACUGGAUUGAGUUUGAAUGGAUGAUAGGGCCCAUCCCUAUUGAGAGCAGACGGUACGGUGCCGUGGGACGUGAAGUGGUAUCUAGAUUCACCAGUAAUCUACAAAACGACGGCAUCUUCUUCACAGAUUCUAACGGCCGAAGCACUGUAAAGCGGAGACGAAGCAGACAAAGCUUUGCGCAGAGCUCAGAAAGUUUCAGGGUCACUUCGCCCAACUACUAUCCCGUCACUUCCUGGAUAUAUAUAAAGGACCUCGUUCGGAGCCUGCAGUUUACCGUGCUUCCAGACUUACCGGAAGGCGGUUCCAGUUUGCAAGACGGAGAAGUGGAGUUGAUGGUGCAUCGCCGUCUGGUGACUGACGAUGAAUGCGGUCUUCGAGAGAUACUGAAUGACACCUCCAUAGUGAAAGGUCGUCACCUAGUCCACAUCGGUCAACUUCCUUGGCAUACGCUUCGAUAUGAGGCUCUCAGACUGGUAUACAGCCCUGUCCUCACCUACACUAAGGCAGCGGGCAAUGGAAUGGAAGGCAUGCUUACUUCUGGCAACUUUUCAGGUCUGCGCCAGGAGCUCCCACUGAACGUGCAUCUCCUGACUCUGGAUCCGGUGCCACCAUCAAGGGUCCUUCUUCGACUGGAGAACUUGUAUACAGGGCAGGAAGAAAACGACCAUGGCGACAAAGCACGCUUCUCAGUUACGUACCUCCUGAAGAACUUUGUGCUGCAAGACAUCAAGGAAACUAGCCUUUCUGGCCAUUUGUUCAAGGAUGAAAUGGAACCGCUCACUUGGUACCAGAUUCAAACCAGUACCGGCGUGGUUGCAGAGAGCAAAGAUCAGCAGAAUUCCUCACCAAGUGGGCCAGACAAUGUCGUCAUUACGCUCAAAAGAGGGGAGAUACGAACGUACCAGGCAACACUGGUUCAAAAGCUCUAGCAUGUGAUGUACAAAACGUAGGGCAGGAAAAUAUGGAAGAAGAGACUGGAAGAGGCACCCUAUUAUAUACUGUAGUACACAGUUUAUGGAUA